AUGGGUUUCGCCGGAAGCUUGGCCUUCCUACUGCCGCUGCUGCUGUCCGCUUCCCACGCGAGCAGUCAGUUAAUCUUCCUCAUGGAGCCACCACCCCGACUGUCGUUCUCCAAUAGCACCGGUGCCAGUGUGUCAUGCGCCGCUCACGGCACUCCCGCGCCCACCAUCACUUGGCUCACUGAAGACGGUGUACCCGUUUCAGAUGUGCCUGGACUAAGGGAAGCUUUGCCAAACGGCACGCUGUGGCUCGGCUCUUUCUCAGCGGCGCAAUACCGCAGCGAUGUUCACGCUGCUGUAUAUCGGUGUCGCGCCGCCGGCACAGUAGGUACGGUGCUGUCACGCGACAUGCGUCUUGAGGCAGUGAUGGAUGUGCCCUGGGAAGUACGUGUUCAACCGACGCACGGUGUGUCUGGUGGCUCUGCACUGAUGUCUUGCGCGGCCUCGGCUCCGGUCCGAGGUCACAUCACAGUCACGAGGUGGUUUAAGGACGGUAGCGUCCUGGCUCCCAUGGCGGCAGAUGCUGGUGGUCGAUAUAUGAUCGGUGGCAGCCGAGGUGAUAUCCUGGUGAUACGAGAAGCGAGACCUGAUGACGCCAGUUCUUAUUCGUGCGAGGCUCAGCACGUACUUACGGGGGAGAAGAGAAGGAGUAACACAGCCAUGAUUGCUGUUUCACAUACUACGGGAAGUAUGGCACCAAGAAUCCUCACGAUAUCAGAAGACGAGACAGUUCCUCAAGGAGGGGACAUCCGAUUAGUUUGUUGUGCUAUUGGCAGUCCUCCUCCCACAUAUAGUUGGUUCCGUCAUGCAAACGGUCGCCUGAGUCCUGUUUCCAACAGCAUAAGGAUAUCAGUGACAGAUCAAGUUUUAAUAAUUAGACGAGCUCAGAUCUCAGACAGUGGCGUAUGGACAUGCAGAGCUCACAACCAAUACGGCGAGCAGAGAAGAGAUGCAAGGCUUCGGGUCCGGUCUAGGCUCGUCGUCAGCGUUCAUCCACAGCUACAAGUUGCCAACUCAGGCAGUUCCGUUACCUUCAACUGCUCAGUGGAAGGAGGCGAGGCGCGAGUUCGGUGGCUGCACGAUGGGGUGCCAGUGGGGGGUGGUGAGCGUGUGCUGCGUGUCCACGGCGUCGUGCGCGCUCACCGUGGAAUGUAUCAAUGCUUUGCCGAGAGGGACCUGGAUAGUGCACAGGCGGCUGCGGAAUUACGACUUGGAGACACAGCCCCGGAACUGCACUAUACGUUUAUCGAACAGGCCCUACACCCGGGGCCGGCACUCGCACUCCACUGCUCCGCUUCAGGGUCACCGCCGCCACGCUUCACUUGGCUGCUCGACAUGCAAGUAGUCGAGGAACAUAAUACACCGCAGAGAAGCAUCUCACAAUUCAUGAGUCCCAACGGCGACGUCGUGAGCUAUCUCAACAUAACAUCUGUUCGACCUGAAGACGGCGGGCGCUACACUUGUCGCGCGCACAAUACAAGAGGCGCUGUGGAGCACUCGACGAGGCUUAAUGUUUACGGACCACCAUCAAUCAGGAACAUUGGACCAGUUCGCGUGGUAGCUGGAGUGAAUACAACAAUCUUCUGCCCUUACUCUGGAUUUCCAAUCAGUGAUAUCAGGUGGCAGCGAGGAGGAUUAGAUGUUGGAUCCACUGGCAGGGCACUGUCGGGGAGUGGUGGAGAACUUCUCCUUUGGCCAGCUGAACCAGCGGACGCUGGAGUGUAUUCUUGUAGAGUCACCGCACCAUCUGGACAGUAUGCCCAAAAAGAUGUGCAAAUUUUUGUCAGAAAUCCUCCAAAAAUUGCCGGGUUUUCGUUUCCUGCAGACUUGGUAGAAGGAAGCUCCAUACAAGUUUUAUGUGGUAUAACGUCUGGAGACAAGCCUGUUUACUUUUCCUGGUUAAAAGACGGCCUACAUAUUCCGACAAAUUUACAGGUACAAGAGAAAUCCUUGGAUGAAUUUAGCUUUCUGAUUUUCUCACAUGUGACGUCAAAACACAGUGGAGAGUACACGUGUGUCGCGAGCAACACGGCGGCUGAAGUCAAUCACACAGCACGACUGGCUGUCAAGGUUGCUCCAUCGUGGGUGUUUGAACCACAGGAUGUUUCAGUACUUCUUGGGACACAAAUACUUACACAUUGCUCUACGAAAGGAUAUCCAGAACCGAGAAUUACUUGGUUAAAAGCACAAGGUCCAAAUUCGGGCGAUUUUCGUCCCCUAACUCGAAUAGAGUUGCCGUUAUCAGUUCUAAGUAAUGGUUCACUGAGCGCCGCGGCGGCGGUGCACGCGCACGAGGGUCGUUACAUGUGUCGCUCUGACAACAACGUCGGUAGAGGACUGUCGAAAAUUAUCACCGUUUCCGUUAAUGAGCCCGCUCACUUUGAGUUCUCAUCACGAAACAUGUCCGUACGUCGCACUUCGAGUGCUUCAUUGUCGUGCGCGGCGCGCGGUGACCCGCCCAUACAACUACACUGGACGCAUAACAUGCAACGACUAGAUCUUUCCACAUACAGAGUAUCAGUAUCAGAGAAAAGGUCAGAGAGCGGUGCGAGCUCUACACUUACAAUUGCGCAUGCGCAACGCCGUGACUCCGGCGUGUACCGCUGUCGCGCUGAGAACGCUUUUGGUCGUGAUGAGCUGCUUAUUUACUUAGCUGUACAAGAGUUUCCCGAGGCACCUCGAGGUCUGAUCGUAGUACGCCGUGAAGGACGAGCAGCUCGCCUUGCAUGGAGACGUGGGUACGAUGGUAAUGCGCGGCUACGAGCCUAUCGUCUGCAAUAUCGCGUUGUGGGGGACGCGAGACGAGCUGCUGAUUGGACGGACGCACCCACCAGGGACCUCUCACCAGAUUUGCUCAUACAAAGACAAGAAGCCGUGGAACCAGAAUCGGAAGUGAUCCUAGAAUACCGAGUGGAUGGGCUUAGGCCAGCAACCGCCUACGCGUUACGGCUUGCCGCUGUUAACGAUAUCGGAAACAGUGAAUAUUCCGAAUCCGUCAUCGUGCAGACUUUAGAAGAAGCACCUUCAGAGCCUCCACGCAACGUUGAAAUUCAAGCUGAUGCACCAGGAGAACUGUUAGUCAAGUGGCAGCCUCCAUCUCAAGAAUCGUGGAACGGUGAAUUGCUCGGUUACGCGAUAUGGUGGCGGGGAGACAACGCAUCCCUAGCGCUGACGGUGCCAGGCUGGGCCGCGACACAUGCUCGGCUCGCGUCUCUGCGCGCGCACGCGCGGUAUGAAGUGCGCGUGCGCGCGUUUAACGCAGUGGGCGCGGGGCCAUCGUGUGCCCCACUGGCAGCUACUACACUCGAAGACGUUCCUGACGCUCCACCGCAACAUAUCCGCUGCGAGCCGCUGUCCGCACAAUCCUUUCGCGUGUGGUGGGAGCCGCCACCAGCUGUUUCACGAGGUGGCCUUCUUUUAGGAUAUGAAAUUAUGUAUCAGGAGGUUGGAUUAAUUGAUGCAAUAUGGGAAAGACGUCGCGCUGGCGGUGGAGAAGCGCAAGUGGGGGGGCUGCGGGCGGGGAACUACUCGCUGCAGGUGGCCGCGCGCACGGCCGCCGGCCUCGGCCCGCCCGCCGCCACGCACUGCGCCACGCUCGAUGAUGUCCCUGGACCACCAGCUGACAUAAAAGCAGUACCUAAUUCUGAGGAAUCUGUGAUAGUAAGCUGGCUCGCACCUGCACAGAAGAAUGGAAAGAUUAGACACUACACGGUGUAUAACAGGCCCCAAAGGACAGGCCAGCACUCCCACGUGAUGGUACCGCAUACCGAUGAAGAGCAAAUGCUGGAAGUCCGUGGGCUGCAGGAACACCAGCUCUACGAAUUUUGGGUCACCGCCGCCACGACUGCCGGCGAGGGGGAGAUGAGUGCUAUCGUCGCUAAGAAACCAAGCUCAAGAGCUGGAGGGAAAAUUUGGUCUUUCCCACGCAGAAUAACGGUAGCGGAAGGUUCACGUGUCGUAUUAACGUGCGGAGGUGCGGGAACACCUACCCCGCUGCGUGUCUGGAGUCGCCGCAGACCACCGUCACCGGCUACUGAUCCGAGAAUUCGAAUAGAAGGACAUCGGCUUGUUAUCCCAAAACUAGAGGCAGUAAUGUCAGACAACUACACGUGCGUGGUCCGGAACCCGUGGGGCGAGGAGCGCGGCGUGUGGGAGCUGCGCGCGUCGUCGCCGCCCGCGCGCCCGCGCCUGCGCCUCAGCGGCGCCGCGCCCGCCGCGCUGCUGCUCGCGUGGGACGCCGCUGACUCUCACAGUUUCACUCUUGAAUAUGCACGUGGUGAUGGUGCAUGGCAGUCGAUUUGGUUGGUGGGGACUGCACGCACUUACGCGCUGAGACAGCUGGCGUGCGGUGCGACCUAUCGACUACGAAUCACCGCUCAUAAUGCCGCAGGACCAUCCGCAACGAGCGAAAUUCUAUCAGCUUCUACGAGCGGUGGCGCUUCUAAGCCAGCAAAUGAAAAACAUAUGAUCACGAGCAACAGUAGCUGUGUUCGACUUAACUUUCUAACAUGGGACAGUAACAGUUGCCCCUUGAUACACUUCGUUGUCUCCAUCCGAGGCUUUGAGGAAACAGUUUGGAGAUCUGAAACUGUUGGAUUGGACAUUCUACCAACUGCGCUGUGUGGUCUACAUUCAGCCACUUGGUAUCACCUGAAAGUAGUCGCCCUUAGCACAGCGGGAUCUACCACUGCCACUUAUUACUUCUCUACUUUAACUGAAGAUGGCGAACGUAUCGCGGCGCCCGCGCAGUUCCCGUCGGGCGGCGAGGAGGGCGCGGCGGCGGGCGGCGGGUUCACUCUGCUGGCGGCUGCGGCCGGUCUGCUCGUAGCGCUGCUGUUAUUGGCUAUCCUGGCGUAUAGAAGAAGUGCAGCAGCUUCGUGCUUCAGGAAAGGCUACGAACAAAGUGGAGUUUCAGAAGAAGACAAAUCCAUAGAAAAACGUGAUAACAGAAGGAAUUGUCAGCAAGUGUACACGUCGUCGCCUAUCAAACAUCCCAAUAAGAAAGAACAGCAAGAAAUGUACGAGAUCAGUCCAUACGCGACGUUCAGCAUGGCGGGCGGCGCCAGCGGAGUGAGCGGCGAGGCGGGCGGCGGCACGCUGCGCACGUUCGGGCGCGCCGAGCCCGCGCCGCUCGCCGCCGCGCCGCCGCGCGCGCACUCGCACCGCUCGCCCGCGCACACGGGUAACUAUGCUCUCAAAUACACCCAUGAGUACACCCUUUCACGAGCGAUGACUCUGAUGGUGCGGCGAACUGAGUCAGACUCGGACUCGAGCGGGUCACCGUGCGCGGAGUGUAACUCCAGCGUUUCAUACAGGAUGCCGUUGGCUCCUGCGAAAGCGGAGGAGGUGUUCCGCGCCGUGACGGACUCGAGCGCGGAGUCGUGCGGCGGCUCGGGCCCGCGGGACAAGGCGCGGCGCCGCCCGCGCCGGCACCACACGCCCAACACCACCAGGUAA
Molecule: messenger RNA, 5454 nt
Organism: Vanessa atalanta (red admiral)
Lineage: Eukaryota; Metazoa; Arthropoda; Insecta; Lepidoptera; Nymphalidae
Product: Down syndrome cell adhesion molecule-like protein Dscam2
Exons: 35
Coding region: 1-5454 (1817 amino acids)
Biological process (GO): axon guidance; cell-cell adhesion
Cellular component (GO): axon; plasma membrane
Molecular function (GO): protein binding
Source: RefSeq, a predicted model, not a curated record